CAUAAAUUACAUGCGUGUAAGCAUACACUACAUUUGCGAAAAAUGGCAGCUGACGAAUAGAAAAAAGUGGAUCUUCAGUCGAAAAAAAGACGGCACUCAUUUUCGCAGACAAACUGGGUGAACAUCCCGCACCCCGUUUAUCGUCCUAACGGCAUCCUCAUCCGUCAACAUGGGAAAGACUCCACUAAAAGAUCAGAAAGACGGCAAAAAAGAGAAACUGGGAAAGCCUCUCCCACUGCCAGGUACGACCCCUGCAGCAACUAAAGAUGCGUUCAGCUGGGAAGAAUACCUGAAGGAAACAUCGUCCACACCGGCGCCAGCAGGCUGCUUUCGUCAGGCUAGAGUCCCUCCCUCCAACGACUUCAAAGUGGGCAUGAAGCUCGAGGCUCACGACCCUCGCAAUUCCACCUCGGUUUGUAUCGCCACGGUGAUGGGCUUAACCGGGGUCCGUCUCCGUCUCCGCCUGGACGGCAGCGACAACAGCAACGACUUCUGGAGGCUGGUGGACUCGUCCGACAUCCAGCCUAUCGGCACCUGCGAAAAGAACGGAGAUAUGCUGCAGCCACCGCUGGGAUUUCGAAUGAAUGCCUCCUCCUGGCCCAUGUUCCUGUUGAGAACCCUGAACGGAGCAGAGAUGGCACCAGUAACAGCCUUCAAAAAUGAACCUCUGCGACCUCCUCAAAACAGUUUCAAGCCAGGCAUGAAGCUGGAGGCGGUGGACAAGAAGAACCCGUACCUCAUCUGCCCCGCCACCAUCGGAGAAGUGAGAGGCGACGAGGUGUUCAUCAUGUUCGACGGCUGGAGGGGGGCCUUUGAUUACUGGUGCAAGUACGACUCGAGGGACAUCUUCCCCGUGGGCUGGUGCUCCCUCACCAAGCACAGCCUACAGCCACCAGGCAACAGUGUUACUCUUCCGAAGAACCUGCAGAUUCUGCCGUCGUCGCCCUCCAAACCCAGCAGGCGCUCCAUGCAGUUGCCCUACAGAUACCCCACUCUGCCCGCUCUGCCCGUGAGGAAGGGGGUGAGAGGCCGUCGGCCCAAGAGCGAGACGCUCGCUCUGCUCAAAGCCGUGGCGGAGGCCGCGGCUUCCCACAACGGAGCCGUUCCUGACGACUCGCCGCUGGUGCCCCGGGUUCACAAGAAAAGAGGACCCAAAUCAGGAAGUAAGCGAAGGUCCAAGCUUCUGCAGAGCCCGACGCAGCUGCCAAGCAUCCAGGUUCCACAAGAAAACCCUCCCUGCCUCAACUCGGUGGUUUCAACAGUGUGCGUGUACGUGAAUAAGCACGGGAACUGCGGCCCCCACUUGGACAGGAAGCAGAUGCAGCGUCUUCCGGACCACUUUGGGCCGGGGCCAGUGAACGCCGUGCUCCAACAAGUGGUCCAGUCAUGUAUAGACUGCGCCUACCAGCCGAAAGUCCUCCUCAGCGCUCUGCAGAGUGACUCGGGGGGAGGCGAAGCUGUCAAAGUGAGAACAGACGGCGGUGUCCGUGUGAUCAAACUGCCGUCCGCCUCCAGUGCUUCCUUUGUGUUACGCUUCCUAGAGAGCAUGUGCCGUCACCUUCAGUGUGACAACCUGUUCAGCAGCCAGCCGUUCAGCCACUACGCCGCCUAUGACAGGAACAAGUCUGUGAAAGAAGAGGCGCUUGAUGUUCCCUCUCUGGCCCGGGGCGGUAAACGCAGCCUCUCAGGGGUCUCUCCUCUGUACGCCGCACCUCUCUCCCCCAAACAUUUACGAGCCGAGGCUCACCCGUCUGAAGCAGAGACUCUGCCGCAUGAAGAGAACGGCCACAUCAAGGAGCAGCGGUACAUGGACUCGGCUUCCAACUCCAUGACCCCCCGACCCCAAACGGCGCGGAGCUCCUCCGAGUACCACCCUCAGGCCAACAGCCUCUACCAUCACAGCGGCAGCGCCGCAAUGCGCCGGCACUCGUCUAACUCGGCAGAGCUCAGCUCGACGCAGCCUCUCAGACAAGUCGAAGCAGCUAGCUCCACCACUGGUUCCGAAUCGAUGGAUCGAGAGAAAUUGCAGCUGCCCAGUAAAAACCCUUCCUCCUGGUCCAUUGAGGAGGUGAUGCAGUUCGUCCGGGACGCGGACCCCACAGCGUUGGCGCCUCACGCAGAACUAUUCAGAAAACAUGAGAUCGACGGAAAGGCUUUGAUGCUUCUACGGAGCGACAUGAUCAUGAAGUACAUGGGUCUGAAACUGGGGCCGGCUCUGAAGCUCUGCCAUCACAUAGAGCGGCUGAAACAAGGCAAACUGUAAAGAGAGGAGCCUGGGCGGCCGUGAUUCUCUAUCAGAACUGUGAGCAAUAAGCCCAGAAAGAGCCAGAGGUUCUGGAUCCUGACUCAUGGGGCCACGCAGGGGUUACAUGUUACACUAGACUCCUCCUGGAGGAGAGGGGGCACUUUUCAAUGUUACUACUUCAACGCGACUUCCAGAGCAGGGGUUUAGGGGGGGGAGAAGAAGAAGAAAAAAGUGUGCCGUGCAUCGCUGACGCAUUACCUCAUCCCCCCUCAUCGGCGAAUAAGAAGCUGUUCAAGUCUAAUAAACAAACGCUGACUUCUAAGAAAUCCCAAAGCAAGAAUGAUCCCUGUAGUGUUUAUGUCGCAUCACACAAGGACGACUUUUUUCCCCUUUUUUAUUCUUUUUUUAAAGGAGCUGAAAUGUUUUGAUCCUGAUUUUUGGAUCCCCAAAGAUGGAGAAUGUUUUUUUUUUUUAUUCUUAUUAUUACUGUCGAAUUUCUACCUAAUGAGAAAGGAUUCGCAUACUGAGAAAAGGCAAACAUGAAACGUUUGUCAGAAGAGAAUUUCUUUGCUUGUAUCUGUACUGUUGCGUUAGUUAUUUUCAUUCCCUACUCAUCUGCCUAAAAGUAUAUCAUCUGCCUGAAGGAUGCCGCGCUGUGCAGACAGACAUUUUCACAGACUGUCAGUGUCAUUGCCAGGAAUAACGUUAUCUAUUUUAUUUUUUAUUUUUUUAACUGAGCUGGACGGUUUUGGAAUUAUUAACUAUAUUAUUGUGUCUUAGCGGGUUCGAAGUUGCCUCUCAUCGGUAAAGAUGCUCCGAUCAGAAUUCAGUGGCCGAUGUCUGAUCUUCAGUUUUUGUCAGUCUCUCUUUAUUAGGUAUAAUAUACCAAACCGUUCUACAGUCCCUGCUUAUAAGCUAUUUAUGUUAGAGGCGACAUGUGUGUGAGAGAGCAGUUGCUGUAAAACAGGCCGUUUAACUUUAAAAUUCCUUUAGUUCUUGUAUUAUCUCGGUCAACAUGACCUGAAACAACGGGCUCUGCACUUCUGAGAGAAGGUACAUUCUUAUCUUAAAUCUGAGGUUUCCAAAAUGCCGACUUUUACUAAUCCAAAUUAUUCCGUCGCAGAACAGUCAAAGGCUGAAAAGGAUAAUGUUGCUUUUACGCAAGAAGUGGGCAAUGUCACUGCAAGGCGGUUUUUUAUCAGUUAAGAACUGAUAAAUGUUGACGAAAGCGUUAUCGUUCACCAUCACAUCCCGAAUACCCGAGUAAAUUUAUGAAAAGGGAAAUCAGUGGUGCUUGUUAACAGCUUUUGUUUUAGAAAAAAACAAAUCUCAUUUCUUGCAGAUAGAAAUGCCAAUUCAAUAUCUACAUAAGUUAUAGAAUACCUUACUAGGUAUUAUAUAUAUAUAUAUAAAUCUAACUUCUGUCCUUUAUGCAUUUUUGAUUUUUUUCUUUGAAUUAUUUUUGCUUAAACUUAGGACAAAAUAAAUUUUGAUCAAGUUUCUAAGUGUUUAAAAUACUUUAAUGACAUAUUUACAUGACAAACAGAAACAAUGGAAGAACAGAACAAGUGUGUGCGCUUUGUUUUCUAAAUAAACAAAGUGCAAGAAAUUAUCAUUUGAGAGCAAAUCUUUUAGGUUAGAAUUGAUAAACUGCAAUACAAAAAUCUAAUUUCAAGAAGGAAUCUGAAACUAAAGUAUCGAUGCGAUACUGAUAUUGACUUAGUAUCGAUAUUUAGCAUCGAUCCGCUCCCCUCUAACACAUACACAACAAUGCGUUUCAUGAGAAUGCAGCUUUAAAUUGCUUCCUGAAAGUCUUGCUCUCUCUCGCUCCGCCGCGGCCCGACGCUCAUCUGACGACAUGCAGACGAUGCAGUUUUGCUUUAGAGUCUCUCGAACUUCUGUGCUUCCUCUGACGUGAUUUCAAGCGCCUCACCGUUAAUAACUUCUUCUUCACUCAACACCGGCCUGCACACCGAAGAGUGUUGUUCUCAACAACAAUGGUGUGUUCACAGAAAAAAGAUCAGCGUGUCGAUUCCGGUCACCAUGAUUUCUCGGAGCAUCUCUACCUUUUUCGUGUUCUUCAGUGUCAAACUCUUUUAAGUCACAAGCUUUGGUUUAUCAAUUUCAAUAAGCAGAAUGUUUUAAGAAUGCAGAUUUGAGACAUUUCUAAGGGCUUCUUAUGUUAAGUAUUGCUCUUUGAGUGUGAGUGUGUGUGUUUUUUGUAAUCAGUCAUGUUUCAUGUAAGCUUGUUGGUCUGCCUGAAACCUCAGUGUUUUUACUAUUGACCACAACAAUCACUGUUAGCUAUGUAUACAGAUCUGUACAGUUUUAUGGGUUUAACCAUGAAUAUCAGCAACAGAAUGUACAUUUUGUAGAAACGUAAUAUUUUAAGGCAAUCAUAUGCAUAAGAUAGAAAUGUGAAGCUAAAAAAAGGGGAAAGGUGUGAGUAUUUAACAGUGGUUUCCAGUCUUUUUUAUAUAUAUCUAUAUAUAUAUAAAUACUUAACGCAGUGCUUUUAGUUCACUUUCUUCCAGUUCUAGAUCCUGCCUUGCUUUACCUAUGACAUUUCUCAGGUUCAUGUGGUCUUUGUUAGUGGAAACUUUUGUAGCAUAAUGUUUAUAAUACACCUAUUAAAAGAAAAAAGUUUUUUUCUCCCGUUACCCAUCCCCCCACUUUAAAACUUGUGCCAUAUUAUAUUCAACACAGGACGGAAGUGCUGUCGAUUUUCCCUCUCCCAUCUUCUCUAAAGUACUUGAAGAAAAAUCUGUUUUGCAAAACAUCACUUGUCUAUGUGUUUACGAUGUGUAAUUUUUUUCCUUUUCUAUAAAGAAAUUACAACCAUGAAGCUACAUGUGCUUUUAAUAGCUACAAGGGAUUGUUUUGACUAAUGAGGGAUAUUCAGAAAGGGGAAGACUUUGAUUUACUAUGUCUCAGUGUGGAUGUCUUUGAUUUGGGUUUAAAAAUCAUUCUUUUUGA
Molecule: messenger RNA, 5221 nt
Organism: Xiphophorus couchianus (Monterrey platyfish)
Lineage: Eukaryota; Metazoa; Chordata; Actinopteri; Cyprinodontiformes; Poeciliidae
Product: sex comb on midleg-like protein 2
Exons: 15
Coding region: 170-2263 (697 amino acids)
Biological process (GO): negative regulation of DNA-templated transcription
Cellular component (GO): nucleus
Molecular function (GO): chromatin binding; histone binding
Source: RefSeq, a predicted model, not a curated record